Carica papaya (papaya) is the source of this 1255-nucleotide messenger RNA. RefSeq lists its product as uncharacterized. NCBI's taxonomy places the organism in Eukaryota, Viridiplantae, Streptophyta, Magnoliopsida, Brassicales, Caricaceae. The record is from RefSeq and is a predicted model, not a curated record.
UCUUCUUCAUCUUCUUCUCUCCUUCCAACAAUUUACAGUCGCUUCAAACUUCUGUUUAAUGCUGCCGGGUUCCCUCCUUCCUCCGAAUUAUUCGCAAUUCUCAGCCUCAAACUCUCUCAAACAAUCUCCACCUCCAUUUUUACUCUGCCUUUCACUCUCACCUUCCUCCUCCUUGCUAAGGCAUCAAUUAUCCAAGCUCUCAAUCAGCAAAAAUCUUCUUCGCCGCCUCCUUUUUUAUCCAUCGUCUCGAUUCAUCCCUCUCUUUUUGCCACCUAUUUAUUCAACUCUUUUUUACUUCUCUCUGCUAAUGCAUCGGCCUUCUCUCUCCUCUUCUUUGCAUUCAAUCUUUUUGAAGGAUUUGGGUUUUCAUCCCCCAACUGUAUUCUAUUCCUGUCUGCUGCAGGAGCAGUCGUUUACUCCAUAAUUCUUGCCAAUUCCCUUGUAAUCUGCAACUUAGCCCUGGUUUUAUCGGGGAUGGAGAGAUCAGGUGGAUUCUUGGCACUUCUCAAGGCUUGUGUUCUUAUAAGGGGAAGAACUUCUACCGCACUUUCUUUAGCAUUGCCCAUCAAUUUAGCUAUGGCUGGUAUCGAAGCUCUGUUUCAGUACAGGGUUGUUAGACCUUAUUUUCUCAACGAUCGAUUGAAGUCAUCGAUCGCUUUGGAGGGGAUGUUAAUUUCUUACUUGUAUGCGUUAUUUGUUGUGCUUGAUACCAUUGUUACCUGCAAGUUCAUCAAAAGCUGUAAAACAGUGUAUUCAGUUGAUCAGGAAGAUGGGUAUCAUUACAGGAUUAAAAUUACAGAGGAAAGCAGGGGAAGUUGCAUGAUGUUGAAGAAUUGUGAAGAAAUUCCAUGAAGGAAAAUUCUCUGGAUGUAGCAAAAUCAGGAGGGUCAAAAACAUUUUUUCUUCGUUCUCCAAGAAAGAAAGCUUCUGCCUUGUGAAUUCAUUUGAACAAAUUUGUUGUCUUUCAAUAUUAAAUUUAUGUUGCUUGAAGGGGGGAAAAUCGGGCAACUUUUGAGGACAUAAAAGAACAAAAUGAAGUAGGAGGUAAAUUCAAGAAGCCAGCAAGAGAAAAUUCAUAAGAUUGUGGCCAAAUUUUCUGUCUCAUACAGAGUUAUUUUCAAUUAUACAAAGCUUUUAUUUACAGCCUGUAAAAAAAUACAGUGACAUAUGUAAAGCAAGAUGAGUGACAUGCUAAGGUUACAUGUUAUGUAAUGAAUAUUUGGAAAUAUUAAAGCAGAUUGUUCUUCAUACAACA